CCACCGCCGUUAUCCCCAUCCUUGCUGCCUGGAUGCGGCGUUAAACCGGAGACCCCCACCCAGCGCUGCAGGUCCUUGGCACAAGCUGAUGCUUCAGGAUGGACCCGCUCUUCCCUGCCCACAUUUUGGAAGACCCUGACCUGAGAAAGCUGCUGAAUGACUCCUCUAUGCUGAACCUCAGCUUUCUGCCCAGUAACUGGUUCAACAACGGCACGGGGGACAGCUUCCUGCCCCUGAGCAUCAAGAUCACCAUUGUGGUUGUCUACUCCAUUGUGUGCAUCGUGGGGCUGGUGGGCAACUGCUCCGUCAUGUAUGUGAUCAUCAGAUUCACCAAGAUGAAGACAGCAACCAACAUUUACAUCUUUAACCUUGCUCUGGCAGAUACCUUGUGUCUGAUGACCUUACCCUUCCAGGGUACGGACACCUUCCUGGGCUUCUGGCCCUUUGGCAAUGUCCUCUGCAAGAUUGCCAUCUCUAUAGACUACUACAACAUGUUCACAAGCACCUUCACGCUGACGAUGAUGAGCGUGGACCGCUACAUUGCUAUCUGCCACCCUAUCAAAGCACUGGACAUCCGCACUCCCCACAAGGCCAAAGUGGUCAAUGUCUGCAUCUGGGCACUGGCUUCCGUCUUUGGCAUCCCAGCCAUGGUGAUGGGAUCUGCAGAGAAUGAAAACAAUGAAAUAGAUUGUCUGAUUAAGCUCCCUUCACCUGUGGAUUACUGGGAUCCAGUGUUUGGCAUCUGUGUCUUUCUCUUCUCCUUUAUGAUCCCUGUGUUGAUCAUCACCAUUUGCUACAGUCUCAUGAUCAGACGACUCAAGAACGUCCGUGUCCUCUCAGGCUCCAAGGAGAAGGACCGCAACCUGAGGCGCAUCACCCGCAUGGUCCUGGUGGUGGUGGCGGUCUUCAUCGUCUGCUGGACUCCCAUCCAGAUCUUCGUGCUGGUCCAAUGCUUGGGUGCCAAAGCAGAAAGCGAGCUUGAGCUGGCCAUCUCCUGCUUCUGCACUGCACUCGGGUAUGCCAACAGCAGCCUGAACCCCGUGCUCUAUGCCUUUCUAGAUGAGAACUUCAAGGCGUGCUUCAAGAAGUUCUGCUUCCCCACCGCCUUCAGGACGGAGCUCCAGAUGUCCAACAGGAUGUGCAGCAUCGCCAAGGAUGUGGCUUACGCCUGCAAGAACUCGGAGGGGACUAACAAUCCGGCCUGACUAGGCAUGGAAAUUCCCAUGGUGGCUGUCGCCCAGCAGAGUCCAACCACCCCCACGUCAGAGCUGACUCAGAUAACGGCUCUUUAGCAGGACCUCCAAAACUGAGAGGAAACGAUGCUGGGGGUUGGGAAAACCGGAAUCUGCAGGAGCAGGUGGAAAAAAGCCCAAUUGAUGCAUUUUUAAUUCCUGUGCUCCCUGCGCUGAGGAACGUGUUUGAAAUCAGCCCUUUGAUUGCUGCGAAACCCCGGUGGUUUCGCAGCAUCGUUGAGAAUUUGGGAAUGAAGUGUUUAAACCAGGCAUUGCUCCUGGGACUUACACUUUAGCUGCUGGGAGACAGGCAAAAUACAGACUAUUCCAUUUCUCUCUUCGUCCCUGAGCUAAGAUGCAAACAGCUCAUGUGGCUCACCAGGCACUUCAUUCUUGUAGCGUUGCUCCGAAAUUAGACUUUGCUGAAGCCAGAGUGGGCAGCAGCCAUCAGACAAAACCCAGGAUCAGCUCCAGGAUGAGUCAUCGCGAAAGGAAGGAUGCAGGGAGGGAGAGGAGGGAGCUGAGGGAAUGGGAAUUCAAACUGCCUUGUGGCUGAGAGCCUGGGGAGGACAACGCCAGCUCCUGCAGAUGGGGUCUGCAGUAGAACCCACUGCCUCCAGUGCAUUGGUGGUGAGAAGGGGCUGUCAAAACUGGUGAGUGUGGAUCAGAAGAGGAGGAAGACAAGACACAAAGUGAACACAAAUCCUUAUUUACAUGCUGCUAUCACUUUUUAACCCUGUAUUUCCAUUGUAAUAAUGGACAGAAUGUGUCUGUAUAUACGCAUCUCUAGUGCCGUAGGUACGGCUGUAUUGUAGGAUUUCAUCUUGCCAAGCAUGCCUUGGGGUCCUUCCUCAGGGAGAGGAGGAAGGAACAAAGUGGCCUAUAUAUACAUGUAUUUAUGUACAGGGGAUGACUAUUUAGGAGAAGUCUGAAGGGCAACUCCUGCAGAAGAUAUGGACAUUUCUGGUCAGAGGGGCAGCCUAAACCCAUCCCAUGUGCUCCACACGAGAUAAGUGGUGCCCAAACUAUCCAAAAGGUGGGGGUUUAUUGGUUCUUACUUAUUUGAUAGAAUGAGAUCCAUGAUGCUGAGAGGACGUGGGAAAUGCUGCUGAGGCACCACCCUCCUGCCAACCACAGAUUGAUUUUUCCUCUCCCAGUUGGCCAGAGCUUCAUGGAAAAUGAAAUGCUCCAUCAUUUCACUUGAUAAUGGAAGCAUUCCCACUGGGUGCCCUCUGUGCUGGUGGGGAUAGCAGACCUGUGUUCUCCCUGUAGCGCAUCGCCCCAGGGCAACCUGGCCAGUGAUGCUGAUGGGGAAGCAAAGCAAUGAU
Neopsephotus bourkii (Bourke's parrot) is the source of this 2560-nucleotide messenger RNA. It is a transcript of the gene OPRL1, whose product is annotated as opioid related nociceptin receptor 1. Gene Ontology annotation, biological process: sensory perception of pain; neuropeptide signaling pathway. Bases 99 to 1205 code for a protein of 368 amino acids. Gene Ontology annotation, molecular function: neuropeptide binding; nociceptin receptor activity. The record is from RefSeq and is a predicted model, not a curated record. Lineage: Eukaryota; Metazoa; Chordata; Aves; Psittaciformes; Psittacidae. The transcript has 4 exons. Gene Ontology annotation, cellular component: membrane; neuron projection.